Ruditapes philippinarum (Manila clam) is the source of this 1446-nucleotide messenger RNA. RefSeq lists its product as uncharacterized. The record is from RefSeq and is a predicted model, not a curated record. NCBI's taxonomy places the organism in Eukaryota, Metazoa, Mollusca, Bivalvia, Venerida, Veneridae. The transcript has a single exon. Bases 1 to 1446 code for a protein of 481 amino acids.
AUGUCUGCUGAGGGCAUAUACAUGAAAGUUGAAGGUGUUUUUCAAAAGGUUUGUGGCGCAUUAGUGCUUGUUCCAGCAGACACACUAGCUUCUAACUGGCUAGGUCAGUUUAAAGAAGGUGUUGGCUUUGCUUUUAAAAAUUGCCGAAUGUGUGAAAUAGCUGCAGUAGAUGUUAAAAACAGGCUUGUAGACCAUAAUUUACAAUUACGAACAGAUGAAAGUCAUAAAGGUAGAUGCACAGCACUCUUAUCAUUGUCCGCAGGUGCCCGAAAGUAUUGGAGUAAAAUGUGGGGGAUAAAUGGAAGUAGUUGUCUAUUAGAUUUGUCCAACUUUUCCAUUACUACUUGCCUUGUUCAAGAUCCCAUGCACAUUUUACUUGAGGGUAUAGUUCCGGGUGACCUAUCUUGUCUUCUUUACUACCUUGUCCACACAAAAAAGUUGAUAACACUACAGUGGCUCAACAGCAAGCUUAAAGCAUUUCCUUAUUCUUACUUACAUGCAAGUUGUAAGCCUGAGACUACAUUUUCUAAAUCAAGUUUAGAUGAGAGCACCACUGUAAAACAGUCUUCUUCAUCAAUGCUUACUCUGUGUCAGAUAUUGCCGCUUAUUCUUGGACCUAAAGUUCCAGAAAAUGACCAACACUGGAUGAACUUUCUUAGGCUUACUCAAGUCCUUCUAUUGUGUACUAGUUCAUAUUGCCAUAGAGAAACUCCAACAAUUUUACGGGUUAUUCUUGGCAUUUACCUAUCAACAAGCAAAGAAUUGUAUCCAAAAUCUUCAUUCAUUCCCAAAAAACAUUUUGCAACUCAUUUCCCUAGGCAAAUGUUGUUGUUUGGACCAUUGCGACAUCACUGGUGUAUGCGUUUUGAGGGAAAGCAUGGCUUCUUCAAAAACAAAAAACUUAAAAAUUUCAAGAAUAUUCCCUAUUCACUUAGUAAACAUCAUCAACUCUACAUGUGUUUGCAACAGUCUGGUUCACUUAGUGAAAGAUCAAACAAUUUCUUGUAUGAUGGAGAUGUAGUUGCAGAUGGUGAAGAGUUUGAUUUUGCAUCCAAGUAUCCUGAAAUGAGAGAAGAAUUGAAUUAUCUCUGUUCAAUAAAUGCAGAGGAACAAUGUAUAUUGUACAGGACAAAUUCUGUUACUAUUCAUGGAUUACAGUAUCAAGUUGGUUGUUGCAUAGUUACUGAUUACAUUGAUGAUACUCCAGAGUUUGGUAUUCUAAGAGAUAUUGUCAUAGUCAAGAAAGAAAAAUUUUUUGUUCUUGAACAAACACAGUCCCCAGCUUUUUUCAAUCAGCACAUUCUCCAUUACACUUUGUAUCAAACUGGAAUUUUGAAGAUUAGACCAUUUAAUGCUCUCAAAUUUAAAUGGCCUUUAAGUCUAUACAGGUAUGAGGGAAUGCUUGUAGUAAUGAACAGAAACAGUCAUACUUGUGAAAUAUUUUAA